GUCAGGCACCACGCGCCACUCCGCGAGCCUCGCCGGCUCUUCCGGCCUGCGGUUCCUCCGUUUCGCCUUCCCGACCCCCUCCGACCCCCGGCGACCCCCGCGACCAAAGAGCGAGGGAUGAAAAGCCGUAGUGCAUCGAGACCGCGCUUCUCCCAAGAGGACGAGCAGGAAAGACGAAAAGCGACGCAGCCUCAGCCGAAUUAAGAGGAUUCGUCGAGCCGGAGGAACGGGAGACCUGCGAGGAUUAAAAUGCCGAAAGAAGAGCGAAAUCGUCCGGCGAAGAACCCAUAUCCCUGAUGGAGGUAUAUGCCAGAGGACCCGGGGUGAUCGAGGAUAACCAUCCUCGUUUCUGAAGGCGGUCUCGAGUCCCGGUGAAUCCUUAUCUCGAAGUACUCCCAUGGGCCGGGGGUGUCCAUGAGAGCGCGCCUCCGCAGGGUGGAAGGCCUACAAAUGAUUUUCUGACGAUCCCUUCACCCCCGCCGCCAAGAUCCGGUCUCCUGCAACCCUUGUGCUCCGUUCCUCGGGGAGAGCCAUUUCACCCGAUUAAAAGUUACAAAAUCAAAUCACUCCGUCCGAUUCCACGCUCGACGAGAUGGACGACGAGGAUACGGAGGACGUCCGCGAGACGGUGACCCUGGUCAACAAGUUCGUCAAGAAAACCGCGUCGAAGCGGCUGAUCGAGAGUGAGAGCAUUCGUCGCAAUUCCGCCGGCGAAUCGGACACCGUGGAAUGCGCCUCGGAUAACGAGGUGGAAAACAUCCCGAAGGACGAGGACCCAGCCUCCUCGAUCGUAGAGGACCCUGGAGACAGGUUGUCGGCUCUGGGAAGCAGCGGGAGCAGCGUCGAUCUUCCGGCCCCGGAGACGUCGGUCGCCACUCUGGAGGUGCACUCGGCAACGGGGGAUGCCCUCGAGUCAACGAGAAAACACAGAACCGUCACCAAGAUCCACGUCUACGGGAGUUCCGGGACCAUCGAGGAGACUCGCACGAAGACGGGGACGAGAGUCGGCCUCUUCAUGUCCAGCAACAGGAGUCCCCAGUCCAGCUCGAGCCAGGAGGAGUACGAACCCGAGGUGAAGAGCAUCCCCAGGAAGCACCUCCUCGCCGCGAGCACCAGCCAGGUGACCACCAGGUCCAUGGAGUCGCUGCGCACCACCAGAAACUACCUGAGCGCCGACGACCGCCACAGCGAGGACUCCAAAUCCCUGGAAUCGCUGUCGUCCUCCUCGGAGACGCACGCUGCCUCCAAGACCCAUUAUCGGAGUUUCUUGACCGCGUCCAGGAACGACGUGCGGCGGAUCGUCACCUUGGAAUCCAGUCGUAGCAGCGAAAAUUUGCAUCGCGAGGAGAGCCUGAACGCCGAGAUCAGACGCGGCCUGUUCGCCAACACCGGCCUCGAGAGAAAGCUGCCUCAACAUCUGAGCCUGCCACCUGCCACGGGGAUUUUCUCCCUCACCAGUCCUGGAGGCAGCGACAGGAAAAUCACCAUCCUGAGCCCCCACUCGCCGAUACAGGCCCCAGACUUUCAGCAGCUGACUGCCCAGACCCUCAGAACCAGGAGGAACAAGGCCAUCGUUCUGCCGAGGUUGGUCCUGCCUCAAAGUGAAUCCGAUGUCUUCUUACCCUUCGACGCCGAGAAUGGCUCCUCGACGCUGGACGGCGGCGCGGGCGGAGGCGGCGGGGCGUCGCCGAGCGCGGGGCUGGUCCUCCAGGCGCUGCCCCAGAGGAGGGAAAGCUUCCUCUACAGAAGCGACAGCGACUUCGAGAUGUCACCGAAGUCGACGUCGCGGAACAGCUCCAUCGCCAGCGAGAGGUUCAAAGAGACAGAGCCGCCUGUCGAGCGAGCGAUAUUUACCGAUCAAUACAGUCAUGGAGAGGACCUCAUCGUCACACCCUUCGCGCAAAUACUUGCUUCUCUACAGCUGGUCCGAAAUAACUUCCAGGCUCUCACCAAUGUACCGGCGAACAAGUCGCGAAGGAGUAGCGGCGCCCAGGGAAGCAGUACGCCACAGCCGCGGAUCCUGGCUCCUGGAGAGGAAACCUACGUCAAACUGGCCGUGGACACGAUGGAAGAGCUAGAUUGGUGCUUGGACCAAUUGGAGACCAUUCAGACGCAUCGAUCGGUGUCCGACAUGGCGUCCCUCAAGUUCAAGCGGAUGCUGAACAAGGAGCUGUCACACUUCUCCGAGUCCUCCAAGUCCGGGAAUCAGAUCUCCGAGUACAUCUGCAGUACCUUCCUGGACAAACAGCAGGAGAUCGAUCUGCCAUCUCUGCGCAUCAAAGAUGCCGUGGGUGGAACCGCAGGUGUCGAUGCGAGGACCGCGAAGAAGAAGGACCGGGUGCAGAGAGGUCCUGCCGCUAUGUCGCACAUAAGCGGCGUUAAACGGCCAUUGACGCACACGAACAGCUUCACCGGUGAACGAGUACCUCUACACGGAGUCGAGACCCCCCACGAAGAGGAGCUGGGCAAGCUCCUCUCCGACAUCGACAAGUGGGGCGUGGACAUCUUCAGGAUAGGGGAACUGAGCAACAACCGACCGCUCACCUGCGUGGCGUACACAGUCUUCCAGAGUCGCGAUCUGCUCAAAUCUCUGGCGAUCACGCCGAAGACGUUCGUUACUUUCAUGAUGACCCUGGAGGAUCACUACGUGAAGGACAAUCCCUUUCACAACAGCCUGCACGCGGCCGACGUGACGCAAUCUACGCACAUCCUGCUCAACACGCCCGCCCUCGAGUCCGUGUUCACGCCGUUGGAGAUCACGGCUGCCCUGUUCGCCGCCACCAUCCACGACGUCGACCAUCCCGGGCUCACGAAUCAGUACCUCAUAAACUCAAGUUCGGAGCUGGCCCUGAUGUACAACGACGAGUCCGUGCUGGAGAACCAUCACCUGGCGGUAGCGUUCAAGCUCCUUCAGAACGAAGGAUGCGACAUAUUCGUUAGCUUGACGAAGAAGCAGCGCCUGACGCUGCGGAAAAUGGUGAUCGACAUGGUGUUGUCAACGGACAUGUCGAAGCACAUGACCCUGCUGGCGGACUUGAAGACCAUGGUGGAGGCGAAGAAGGUCGCGGGUUCGGGAGUCCUGCUCCUCGACAACUACACGGACAGGAUCCAAGUGCUGGAGAACCUGGUACACUGCGCGGAUCUGUCGAACCCGACCAAACCGCUGCCUCUGUACCGCCGGUGGGUGGCUCUGCUAAUGGAGGAGUUCUUCCUCCAGGGCGACAGGGAAAGGGAGCAGAACAUGGACAUCAGCCCCAUGUGCGAUCGACUCAGCGCGACCAUCGAGAAAUCGCAGGUCGGCUUCAUCGACUACAUCGUCCACCCCCUGUGGGAGACGUGGGCCGACCUGGUGCAUCCAGACGCCCAGGAAAUCCUAGACACCCUGGAGGAGAACCGCAGCUGGUACAAGUCCAUGAUCCCGCCGUCUCCCCCCGCCGAGGACCAGCAAGCCAACGACCAGCAGUCGGACAGGAUCCACUUCCAGGUGACCCUGGAGGAGGGCGACGAGUCCGGCGACGUCGGGGACAUCGGCGACGCCGGGGACCCCGGCGAAGGCGACGGCACCCCCGGCGUAGAGGGCGGCGAGGCCGACGAGGGAGCCGGGGAAGCUGGGAUGUGACGGAGGCUGGCCGUCAUCUGCAAGAAGUUUCACGAGAAGGUGCAGCAGACUUGGUGGCGAGUUCGUCAGUGACACCAAAGUCCUCUCCGUUCCGGUGUCCCGGUCGGUAACCCGCGGGGUGGAUGGUGCCUCCCGACGGGCACCCGAGCUGACCCCUGAUCGCGAGCGGACGCAACUCCCCGGGGGCUCUGGAACACGAGGUGGAGCCCAGGGUUACGCCUUCCCGGCUCGGCUGGACCGGGUUCGAGGUGAAGAGACGCGACCCGAGGGGUCCGUUGAUCGCGCGUCGACGCCCUCGUCCAAGGAACUCGACGAAGGAACUCGAGCUGGAGAAGAAAUCUCACGAUGUACCUGUGUCUCGACGAGCGCAGCUUUUGGAACGCCGCAGCGGACGAGGUCCCUGGGACCGGCCGAGAGAACGUAUCGAUUCGACGAGACGGGCCGGGCGCGCCCGACAGGCAAUCGGUCGAGGACCUCCCGUGUCGAUUUGGACCUCGGCUGGCCGUCCCGGCGCCGUUUGUCGGUCAAUCGCGGCGAGAGGUCAUCCUUGUCCUGGCGGACACGGAUCGUUCAAUGACAUAUCACUGGUUAGAGGUACAACGUCGGCACGGCGAGAGCGGGAACGGGCAAGGGAGGACGAGCGAUCGGGAGGUAAACGGGGAGGAGGAUCGAUUGUUCCGACCUGGCGAGGUGCGAUAUUUCACGGACGCGUGAUCCAUUUUACAACGUCAACUUUUUAUCAUUUCCCGCGUGUAAAGUCCGACGCGCGGCGGACACUUGUAUAGGCGCGACCACGGAGUCGCGAGCAAACGGGGUGAACUUGAAUUCUACCAUGAGCUUAUUAAUCGACUGUUUCUCUUAAAUCGUAGUCGCUGCGCAAUUGUCGGCGUACGUAAGACCGCUGUGUUCGUCGAUGUCGGGACUUUCCUUGCCCGCCGAAACGGGGAGCGUUCGAGAGUCGAUCCCCUCGGUUUUUAGUUUCUGGACGAUCGGUCUCGAGGCGAAGGUCGUGGAUUCGAGGAAGACGAGAAUGGCCGGUUGGGAAAGAGCGAGGCGAGUCGACGAGGCCGCAAGGAGAACCGAGAUUCCAUACGUUUCCUUAUGCUUGGUUUUCCGAUUAACUCGAUUAGUACCUUACGGUAGAUGAGAAUACCUAUCUUGAAUGUAAGAUUUUGUCUCGAUCGCUUAUUAGGGUCUAGCGCUAUAAUUAAAAGAAAUCCCGACAAGUAGCAUCGCAAAUCGGAAGGAUCUCUCGUAACGAAACGCGCGCGGAAGUUAGUCGAGCAAGACGUUACAUCCCGCCGACACCGAAGACACUCACGCAACAAACGCGACACCCCCACGCGCGCGCGCCCGCGUACCAUGGGAUUAAUGGGAGGAAUUAAUUUUAAUGCGCGACCAAGCGAGAGCUGGCCUUUUCGGUCGGUAUUAAAAUUAAUUCGCGAUCGAAUCACGCUUUCUCCGCCCGAAUAAUGUAACGCGGUUCCACGACGAGGGCAGCUAGAGGUGGGAGGAACCGCGAAUCUAAUUAGUAAUUGUUUUUAACCAAAGAAUAAUGUUAGUUACGUACCGUAAGCGAUCAUCGAGAGCGCCCCGACACCCGGUAACCAUCGCCAAUGGUCCAUUUCGCAGCUUGUAACGACGAUAGCGGGUAGACCUUUUAGGAACUUGUAUAAGUCGAUGUGCUGACACCCUAUUCGCUUGAAUGUCUCUCCAUGAGCCGCUCAAAUCACGAGUCGUCGACUAAACGAGCUCUCGCAACGAUCGUUCCUGUGGCGCUCGCGAACGAGUCUUUCGAGGAGGUCGUCCUGCCCUCGGCAAUGGUUCUCGACCGUUAAGUAUUUUUACAAACGAGCGCGACGCCGCUGCCGAGCUUUCGUUAAAGAGUCUUCGUCGAAUACCUCGUCGCGACAUCGGUUUACGAGGACACGAAUGUCCUCGUUGGCUGCCUUUGGCUCGAGGGGGCAAAGUAUCCCAAAGAGGGUUACGGUCGACCGACGUCGUCGUUAAGGGGGGCUUUCGUUUCGGCGACGCGUUCGCGAUUUCUAGUCCGAAGACUGCCUGCUUGGAAGAUUCGCCGGCGAGUCGCAAGCUCUAAAAGUCCCUAAACUAAGUAGAGUUAAAUCAGCGAGCCGAAACGGUACCGGAAGAUCAGCCUUGCUGGACAAAGCGUCUCGACAAAUGACGGGUAUAAAGCGUCGAAAUGGAGUACAGGGGAGAGAAACGGAGAGUGAGAGCGAGGAAAAGAUCCGUGUAAUGUAUCUAAGUCUAAUGUAAUCGUCCUACUACCACGAGAAAUCUGUAUCUGUGUUGUAGCAUUGAUUCUAGUAAGUGUUUGGUGCUGGCCACCAAGUUUAGGGUUAUUAUGAUAACGAAUACGAGUAACGUUAAGACGAGUAACUUAAAAAAUUAAAAAAAAAAAACAACAAAAACGAAGACGUAGCGCGUAAGUCAACGAGGUUGUAAGAGACGCUCGGGAAAAACGAGAGAGGGAGAGAGAGAGAGAAGGACGUGUCCUGAUCGCUUCGGCGGUACAGUGACAUCGUUUGUACAAAUCAAAUAUCAACUGGUGUACCUUCGCGUUGAGCUUGGUACGGCGGAAAUACCAUUUGUUUUAAUAUUAAGAAAGUGUUCAAGAACGAUUAAGGGAGAGGGCUUUCGGAGGGCGUACGAGACGCGGAAUCGAUAGCCAGUGUUGUCGAUUACGUCGGAACGUAAUUCUUUCGCAACCUUGAAGUCGCAAAUCGGAAUUCGUGAGGUCGAUCGGAAAAUAUUAAUUUCUCAUCUAAUUGUUUCAAUGCUCGUAAUUCUUAGUAGUGACUUUUACAGCAGGCCGAUAGGCCGUACUUUUUAGCGUUUCACCGCGUCUUUGACCCGUAAACUGUAGUCGCGGUGUAAUCGACAACGCUGGCAAAGAAGGGGAAAGAAACGAGAGAAACCGAACCCGCCGUUGAAUAUAUAAGGAGGAAGAUUCGUUUGCGUGAUAGUGAAAAAUUGCCAAAUAUAUCGGGAAUCACCGAAAGGGUUGAAACUCUUGUCCAUUCCCUGCGACGAGUUUCAUUAAAUAUCCGUUCGAUUAAAUCGCGUUCGCGUUGGAAAAAUCGAUUUAAAACUUACCGAUUGUCUUCCCUGAAAUCGAGACCUCGGAUCUCCAAUGUCAAACUUGCAAUUAUUUCACUGAAUAUUAUGGGAACUCUAGGUGAUUAUUUCCCGAAAUCCAUUGAAUAUGCUUUGGGCAUUUUUACUUGAGAAAAUUAAGUUUGGGGAGAAUUUUAAAUCCGACUCCACGGAAACUUAUCGAUUGGUUCGUAUCGUGAAUUCACCGAAGAAAGGUCCCUUCCGAGAACCGAGCAAAAGUCGCGAAACUCAAUGUUGCCAAUAAAUAACGCGUCGUCGAUCUUGAUCCUUAUUUGUUCAACGGCACGGCGCAGGGAAGAUUUAAUAACCGAUUACCCUUGUCGAAGGAUCUCGCGCACACGCAAGUAUCACACGCAAGAGAACCCUCCGUUCGCAUCUAACAUACCACGUACACCCUACAUACACGCGUACAUUACGCAGUUUGUCAAUUGUUCGCUGCAGCACUGAUUCCGGCGCGUUAAAGUAACACUUUCUUUUCCCGAGAAAGAGACUCUCUCAUCGCUUAGGGAUUGCUCUAACGACGUUUUCCUUUUUCCAGUACGACAAUUGCGACGACUUAACGAGAUGUGUAUUAAUUAAACAAAACGACAAAAAAACAAAUGUGUUUGAUUGCUGGACAGUUAAAAGAACAUGUAUUAAUAUCGUGUAACCCUCGUAUGAGAUAUAUGUGUAAUAAAAGCAUAUUUAUUGUCGGA
Molecule: messenger RNA, 7452 nt
Organism: Orussus abietinus
Lineage: Eukaryota; Metazoa; Arthropoda; Insecta; Hymenoptera; Orussidae
Gene: dnc
Product: cAMP-specific 3',5'-cyclic phosphodiesterase
Exons: 13
Coding region: 593-3619 (1008 amino acids)
Biological process (GO): signal transduction
Cellular component (GO): cytosol; nucleus; perinuclear region of cytoplasm
Molecular function (GO): 3',5'-cyclic-AMP phosphodiesterase activity
Source: RefSeq, a predicted model, not a curated record